Messenger RNA from Gavialis gangeticus (Gharial), 3129 nucleotides. Its product is annotated as nardilysin-like. Bases 1 to 3114 code for a protein of 1037 amino acids. The transcript has 31 exons. Gene Ontology annotation, molecular function: metalloendopeptidase activity; metal ion binding. Gene Ontology annotation, biological process: proteolysis. The record is from RefSeq and is a predicted model, not a curated record. NCBI's taxonomy places the organism in Eukaryota, Metazoa, Chordata, Crocodylia, Gavialidae.
AUGGCGUCACGCCUCGCGGCCAGGCCGGGGGAGUGGCACGUGACCCCCGCCAGGGCGGAGCGGCCCCGCGAGGAGUCGGAGGAGGAGGGCGAGGGCCGGCGGGUGGAGCGCGGCCGUGGUGACCCCGACAUCGCCAGAUCCCCGCGCGACCCCAAGCGGUAUCGGUAUAUCAAAUUACAAAAUGGCUUGGGUGUACUGUUAAUUUCGGACAUAACUAGCUUGGAUGGUGUUGCUUCUGAGGAGUCUUCAGAAGGGGAAGAUGAAACUGAUACUGAAAGUGAUAAUGAUGAUGACGAUUCAGGAGCAGAAAUUGAAGAUGAUGAAAGUUAUGAUGAUGAGGAUGAUGACAAUGGUGAUGACAACGAUGAGAAGCUCAAUGAUUCUGAUGACACGGAAAUGGAAGAACUAACAGGAAAAGAAGAUACAGAGAAAAAUGGUAUGGAAAAACUGUCUGCAGCUGCUCUUUGUGUUGGUGUGGGCAGUUUCUGUGACCCCGAAGACCUACCUGGGUUGGCACACUUUCUUGAGCACAUGGUAUUUAUGGGCAGUUUAAAGUAUCCAGAUGAGAAUGGGUUUGACGCCUUCGUGAAGGAACAUGGGGGCAGUGACAAUGCUUCUACUGACUGUGAACGGACAGUCUUCCAGUUUGAUAUCCAGCAGAAAUACUUUAAAGAAGCACUUGAUAGGUGGGCACAGUUCUUCAUUCAUCCAUUAAUGGUCUGGGAUGCAAUUGAUCGUGAAGUUGAAGCAGUUGACAGUGAGUAUCAGCUAGCAAAACCCUCUGAUGCAAACAGGAGGGAGCUGCUGCUCGGAAGCCUCGCCAAACCUGGGCAUCCUAUGAGGAAGUUUUUCUGGGGUAAUGCAGAGACCCUAAAGCAUGAUCCUAAAAAUAGGAAUAUUGAUAUCUAUACCAGGCUGAAGGACUUUUGGCAGCUCUAUUACUCUGCACACUAUAUGAAUUUAGUAGUUCAAUCUAAAGAAACCUUGGACACACUGGAGAAGUGGGUGAUGGAAAUCUUUUCACAAAUUCCAAAUAAUGGUUUGCCCAAACCAAGCUUUGGCCAUCUGACACAGCCUUUUGACACACCAGAAUUUCACAAGCUGUAUAGAGUUGUUCCAGUCAGAAAAGUUCAUUCUUUGAACAUUGCGUGGGCACUGCCUCCUCAGCAGAGACAUUACAGGGUGAAGCCCCUUCACUAUAUAUCUUGGCUGGUGGGACAUGAAGGCAAAGGCAGUAUUCUUUCCUUCCUUAGGAAAAAGUUUUGGGCUCUUACAUUACAUGGAGGAAAUAGUGAGACAGGAUUUGAACAGAACUCCACCUACUCUAUAUUCAGCAUUUCUGUUACUUUGACUGAAGAAGGUUAUGAAUAUUUCUAUGAGAUUGCACAUGUUAUAUUUCAGUAUCUGAAAAUGCUUCAGAAAAGAGGGCCAGAUAAAAGAAUUUGGGAAGAGAUUCAGAAGAUUGAAGAUAACGAAUUUCGUUUCCAGGAUCAGACUGAUCCAGCUGAUUUUGUUGAAAGUCUUUGUGAAAAUAUGCAGCACUUUCAUAAGGAGGACUUUUUGAUAGGAAAUAACCUUCUCUUGGACUAUAAACCUGAAAUCAUUGCUGAUGCCCUUAACCAGCUCUGCCCUCUGAAAGCCAACAUUUUUCUGUUGUCUGCUGCCCAUGAGGAAAAAUGCCAUCUAAAGGAGAGGUGGUUUGACACACAGUACAGCGUGGAAGAUAUUGACAAAUACUGGAGUGAUCUAUGGGCUAGUGACUUUGAGUUAAAUCAGGACUUGCACCUUCCAGAAGAAAAUAAAUAUAUAGCCAGUAACUUUACUCUGAAGGCACCUGAUUGCUCUGAGACACGGCAUCCAGUCAGAAUUCUGAAUACACAGCUAGGCUGUUUGUGGUACAAGAAGGACAACAAAUUCAAAAUCCCUAAAGCUUAUGUACGUUUCCAUCUGAUCUCUCCAUUGAUACAACAGUGUUCAAAGAGUGUGGUGCUUUUUGAGAUAUUUGUAAACAUCUUCUCUCAUAACCUUGCUGAACCAGCAUAUGAAGCUGAUGUGGCUCAACUGGAAUACAAGCUGGUAGCUGGAGAGCAUGGUUUGAUCAUUCGAGUGAAAGGAUUUAAUCAUAAACUACCUCUGCUCUUUCAGCUUAUCAUUGACCACUUGGCUGACUUCAGUUUUACUCCAGCAACUUUUGAGAUGAUAACAGAGCAGCUGAAGAAGACUUAUUUUAAUAUUCUCAUAAAACCAGAGAUGCUGGCCAAGGAUGUGCGUCUCUUCAUUUUGGAACACGGACGGUGGUCCAUAAUAGAUAAAUACCAAAGACUGAUGAAAGGCGUUUCUGUUGAGUCUCUAUCAGCUUUCAUUAAGGCUUUCAAAUCACAUCUCUUUGUGGAGGGGCUAGCACAAGGAAACUUAACUGGCAGAAAGUCAAAGGACUUCCUGAAUUACGUUGUUCAAAAGCUGCAGUUUGUUCCACUCGCACACCCAUGCCCUGUCCAGUUCCGGGUGGUGGACCUGCCAAACACGCACCUGCUGUGUAAGGUGAAAACCCUUAACAAAGGUGAUGCCAACUCAGAAGUGACAGUCUACUAUCAGUCUGGGGCUAGGAGUUUAAGAGAAUACACCCUUAUGGAGCUGCUUGUGAUGCACAUGGAGGAACCUUGCUUCAACUUCCUGCGAACCAAGGAAACCCUUGGCUACCAUGUGUACCCAGCCUGUAGAAAUACUUCUGGGAUCCUUGGGUUCUCUGUUACUGUAGCAACACAAGCUACAAAGAACAACACUGAACUAGUUGACAAGAAAAUAGAAGAAUUUCUUGUGUGCUUUGAGGAAAAACUCAAGAUUUUAACCACAGAAGCAUUCAGUGCUCAGGUCAGUGUUCUAAUAAAUAUUAAAGAAUGUGAAGAUUCCUAUCUUGGGGAAGAGGUGGACAGAAACUGGAAUGAAAUAGUGACACAGCAGUAUUUUUUUGACAGACUUGCCCACGAGAUUGAAGCACUAAAAUCAUUUACCAAAGCAGACCUGGUUAACUGGUUCCAAGCUCACAGAGGCCAUGAGAAGAAGGCACUCAGUCUCCAUGUGAGUAUGUUUGGAAUCAGUAAUCCAUUAGAUUAGUGUCCUUCCCACCAU